This is a messenger RNA of Lagenorhynchus albirostris (white-beaked dolphin), 1502 nucleotides long. It is a transcript of the gene ATP23, whose product is annotated as ATP23 metallopeptidase and ATP synthase assembly factor homolog. The record is from RefSeq and is a predicted model, not a curated record. The transcript is spliced from 10 exons. Gene Ontology annotation, biological process: mitochondrial protein processing; mitochondrial proton-transporting ATP synthase complex assembly. Gene Ontology annotation, molecular function: metalloendopeptidase activity. NCBI's taxonomy places the organism in Eukaryota, Metazoa, Chordata, Mammalia, Artiodactyla, Delphinidae. Bases 725 to 1249 code for a protein of 174 amino acids. Gene Ontology annotation, cellular component: extrinsic component of mitochondrial inner membrane.
CUAGGCUGGCGACCUAGAGGCUUUGCAGUGAAGCGGAUCCUGGUGCCUUCUCCCCAGGCCUCUUGGAGGCCAGCUUCGUUUGGGGAGUGAUGCAAGGCGGAUUUUUACCCUCCAGCGCCUACUGUGUGCCUGGCGCGUGCUGAGUACUCACGCUUCUUACCUCCAGGCCUCCCUGCACCCAGGCAGGGGGCUCACGCCUUUCCCACUGGAAACACUGGCCGGGAGUCACCAAGGCAAAAUGGAUAGGGAGGGACCCAGUGUCUUCCUCUUCCUCGGUUUACUUCGUUGUUUGGAUGAAGCACAUCCUCCAGUAGCUUCCUGAGAAAGAAUGCCUGGGAGACACAGAGCCAGAGCAGGAUUCAACAUCCUCCUGGAAUCUGAGAAUGGACCACCUGGGGACAAGGAGGUCCAUUGGGCCCUGAGAGAAUGCUCAGAGGCGAGGAGGCGAGCAACUGUUUUAACCCCACCCCCCAGCUUUGGAUGUGUCAGCACCUGCUGGAGUUCCGGAAGUGGCUGGAGUUUAAUCUGAAGGCUGAUGCUUCUGUUUGCUUGUGGGAGCGGCAGAGGCUGCGUUGGGUCUUCAUUGCUGCACGCGGGCUUUCUCUAGCUGCGAGAGAUUGACAUUUACACGGAUGGGGAGCUACAAACCACAAGAGACUUAAGAGCCACGUAAGAGCCACGUGAACAAUCCCAAGAUCCAUAUGUUAAACUGCUGCUUGAUGCCAUGAAGCAUUCGGGCUGCGCUGUUAACAAAGAAAGACACUUUUCUUGUGAAGAUUGUAAUGGAAAUGUCAGUGGAGGUUUUGAUGCUUCAGUGUCUCAGAUUGUUUUGUGCCAGAAUAAUAUCUGUAAUCAGGCGCAUAUGAACAGAGUGGUCACCCAUGAGCUCAUUCACGCAUUCGAUCAUUGUCGAGCUCAUGUCGACUGGUUCACCAACGUCAGGCACUUGGCUUGCUCUGAGGUUCGAGCUGCUAACCUUAGUGGAGACUGCUCACUUUUAAAUGAAAUAUUCAGGUUACAUUUUGGAUUAAAACGACACCAUCAGACUUGUGUGCGAGACAGAGCCAUUCGUUCUAUCCUGGCUGUUAGGAACAUCAGCAAAGAAGUAGCUCAGAAGGCUGUUGAUGAAGUUUUUGAAUCUUGUUUCAAUGACCAUGAACCUUUUGGAAGGAUCCCUCAUAAUAAGACCUAUGCAAGAUAUGCUCAUAGAGACUUUCAAAACCGGGAUCGGUACUACUCAAACAUAUGAAGACGAUGACAUUUUAUAUGGCAGAGCUUCAGUGAUCAUGAAGAAAGUAUGGUUCCCAAGUGGACAAACAUAAAACGUAAAUGAUUAAAUACAGAGAAGACACAGAAGAUUCUAGCACAGAAGAUUCUAGCAUCAGAAAAAGUAACUGUGGUAAGAAAUGAAACUGCCUUAAACUCCAAGGCAAAAAUUGUAUCUUUGUAGCUAACCAUUUGGUAAAUAAGGCGAAUAAAUAGCAUUUUUAAAUUUUCUACAA